Messenger RNA from Lineus longissimus, 2248 nucleotides. Its product is annotated as methylmalonic aciduria type A protein, mitochondrial-like. The transcript is spliced from 7 exons. Gene Ontology annotation, cellular component: cytoplasm. Lineage: Eukaryota; Metazoa; Nemertea; Pilidiophora; Heteronemertea; Lineidae. The record is from RefSeq and is a predicted model, not a curated record. Gene Ontology annotation, molecular function: ATP hydrolysis activity; GTP binding; GTPase activity. Bases 119 to 1567 code for a protein of 482 amino acids.
UUCCGAGCAGACAGCUUUUCAACUAAGAUUGAUAAUUGGGAAAGAUGAAAAUCUACUCUUUCAUGACUUCUCUUUGAAGACCACCAGCAGAGACGGCCACAAAGAUCAUCAUAAAACCAUGACAAGGAUUGUACUUGAAGCCUUUCACUGGAGGACUGCUGUUGUGAAGGUCUCGUGCUGGACAUCGUCCUUGAGGAAUUCAACCCUUCAAAGACAGUCUGUCUGGACAUGUCUUCAUCAAAGGAACUAUUUCACUGCUGCUUCUUAUGGAAAGUUCUCUAUGGAUUACAAGGAACAAGGAUGGGGAUUCAGUAAGCUUGAAUUACGUUGCUAUCAUGGAAAGAAGUUUGGUGUUAGAUUCUGUGAUUCAGUUUGCCCAACACCUAUUUUGAGCCAACCGUGUCGUCACCAUCAACAAGGCAUAUUUACUCACUCUGUUGAACUCCCAAACCCUUACACCAUAGAUGAUCAGACAGUGACAGAUGAUAACCCAAUGGUCAACGAGUUGUAUGAGGGUAUACUUGAUGGGAAAAGGGCGUCGUUGGCAAGGGGUAUCACACUGGUUGAGUCAACUCAUCCCGGUAGAAAAGCUAUGGGACAGGUUCUGCUGACAAAGAUACUUUUGCAUCAGCGAGAAAUGAUGAAGAAAACAUCACAGAAAGUUUCAAGUUUUAGAAUUGGCUUAACUGGUCCCCCGGGAGCUGGUAAAAGUACUUUCAUUGAAGCAAUGGGGAAGUUUCUGACAUCAAAAGGUCAUAAAGUUGCUGUCCUGGCAGUUGAUCCAUCUUCUUCUACAACAGGAGGAUCUCUACUUGGCGACAAAACGAGGAUGCCACAGCUGUCUGUUGAUAAGAAUGCAUACAUCCGCCCUUCCCCGAGCUGUGGGACUCUGGGCGGUGUAACAAGGAAUACUAAUGAAGCCAUUGUACUGUGCGAGGGAGCAGGAUUCGAUGUUAUCAUGGUUGAAACUGUUGGAGUUGGCCAGUCUGAGUUUGCUGUGAAUGAUAUGGUAGACAUGUUCUGUCUGCUGAUACCUCCAGCUGCUGGCGAUGAACUCCAAGGAAUCAAGAAAGGCAUAGUUGAGGUUGCCGAUGUGGUGGUGAUCAACAAAUCCGAUGGUGAUCUGAUCCCAGCAGCAAGGAGAAUACAAUCUGAGUACUCGAGUGCUCUGAGGCUCAUCAGGAGGAAGAACAAAGCCUGGAGACCAAAGAUCACUAGAGUAUCAUCCAAAUUUGGUGACAGAAUCUCUGACCUUUGGGACAUCAUGGAAGACUUCAGAGAAACAAUGUUAGAAGAAGGAGAAUUGGAACUACGUCGCAAACGGCAACAAAAAAUCUGGAUGUGGAGUCAAAUUAAGGAGAAUAUUCUGGACAUGUUUCGGUCAUCUAAGCAGGUCAAGGCUGUGAUACCAGACUUGGAAACGCGAGUCAUGAAAGGUGUCAUAACACCGGGUCUGGCAGCUGAUAUUUUGAUGAGAGAGUUUAAGAAGUCGUUAGAAACAGAAGGAAAUCAAUCUGUUGAGCAGGUUUCAUCUGUGUCAUCUGUGAGAGAGCCAAGACAGUCCUGAACAACGAAUUGAUUUGGUGCACAUGACGAUGUUUUGAUGGCUGUCAAAUUAAAAACGGCCCCUGGUAUCGUGUUAUUUCUUGAGCUUGUAAUGCAAUUCCCCAAAGUGUUAAACAUGUGUGACACUAUCAGGUUUGUAGAAGUGUAGUGGUGCUAGGAGCUGCUGUGAUCUAGUGGCUCAGACUCUCGCCUAGUGUUGUCAAGAGGUCCCUGGUUCGAACCCCACAGGCUGCAUGAGACUCUAGGCAAUUCUCUGUGUCUGACUUGCCCCACUCCACCCAAGGGUAUAAAUGGGUACAGGUCAGAAAUGCUCAGAUUGUUGUGCUAAUUGAAAGCUCAUAUAUGCUCUACUGAAAUGUUUCUUGAUAGACCGGGGUUGUAUUGUGAAGUCGGAUGAUUACCUCCACUGUAGUUGGCGUCAGACUAUAAACCAACAUUUGUAACUCUUAACCUUAGUUGAAAGUUACAAGUAACUCUCCAAGAAAGGAUGAAGUAGACCACCUUGUCUGCUUGAGCUACUCGGCUUGACUAAUGUCCAGUCCUUUGUUUUCUAUCUGCAGUGUUUGGGUCUUUCAAGGACAAACUAUAAUACAGUGGUAGAUAAUUGAUUACCGUACACUGAAAGAUAAUUAUUGGUGACUGAUAAUAUAUAUAAUAUUAUUAUAGAGAUACGUAUUCGAAA